Punica granatum (pomegranate) is the source of this 1375-nucleotide messenger RNA. The record is from RefSeq and is a predicted model, not a curated record. NCBI's taxonomy places the organism in Eukaryota, Viridiplantae, Streptophyta, Magnoliopsida, Myrtales, Lythraceae.
CGUAGCCGUAGGGUUCUUUCUUUGUUUCUGAGAUUUCAAUCAGUCCCCCACCUCAUCAGCGGAAACUGAAAGUAGUACUGGAAGGGAAGAAGACACUCAACCUUUUCCAGACCUGGGAGAUCUGGAAGCAGCUUGCGAUUCCAUCGACGAUCAUACAAGUAAGAUAUCCCAGGCGUGUAACGACCAGAUGGAUAUGGCAUCGGCAGCGGCAGGCGUGUGGGUGGUGCCCCGUGCCGCUGGAGAAAACACGAAGGAAGCAAAAGUUAGGCAUCCCAGCCACAGCCAUCCUCUGGUCAAAUGUACUGUAGAUCUAGAUGGAACGGGUUGCCAGGAAUGCGGUCAACCUUUUCCCCCAGGAGGGGUUGCUUAUGGAUGUAAAGAUUGCGCUUAUUAUCUGCACCUGCCCUGCCUCCCGGCUGUACAUACUACCCUCCAUCCGCGACACCCACUUACCCCUAGAUAUCGCACGGACGAGAAAGAUAUCUAUAGUUGCGAGAUCUGUCAUCGGUUAGCUGACGUGACCUUCCACUGCGACCCUUGCGGCUUCCACCUAUGCGAGUAUUGCAUGUCUUUUGCCCCCACCUGCAGAUUUGAACACGAUGGACACACUUUUGUAUCCUUCGAGAAAGGAGAUUAUGAACACCCCGUUCUCCUUCGGUGUCUUCCUCAAUAUGCCUGCCCCAUCUGCGGCAAAAGUGGUGAUACCAAGUACUUCAGGUGCCUGUCUCCUGGCUGUUUCAACUAUUGCCAUUUCCACUGCAUUCCAUUUGACGUGCCCAAGACCAUCAAGCACGAGUAUCACUAUCAUCCUCUUACCUUCACCGAGUCUUAUGCCGAAGAAGGCAGGGCCGAACAUUACUGUGAUGCUUGUGAAGAAGAGAGAGACCCAAUGGCUCCAGUGUAUCGCUGUGAAGAAUGCGACUUUACUGCUCAUACUGCUUGCGCGAUAUCCAAAGUUCUGCCAGCACUGAUUGCAGAGAGGGACGCCAAUCCAUCCAUGGUUCCUGUUCCUUUCUGCACAGACCCAGUCCUCAGGGAGCUAGACCUCGGUAUUGCUCGACUCCUCGAUAAAGCCUGGUCUCUAAGAAGGGCUUUGGAAAGAACUGUAGCAAAAUUGGAGAAAACGGAGAGAACUUGUGCUAGAUAUUCUGCAUUUAUGCAGAGGGACUUAUGAACUUCUUCAUGCCAUGGAGUGGAGAUUUCUGCUGCUUGCUUACAUGCAUAUAUACACAUUUGUUUUGUGAAAUCUCAUGUCUUUUGUAAUGUCAUGGUCUGAAGCUGCCUGGGACUGGGAGGGAACUCAAUCACUCGAGACUAGGCAUGACUUGCCUUCACCCUUCCUUAUUCAUUUUAAUUAAGCAGUUCCUGCUGCCAA